Molecule: messenger RNA, 2069 nt
Organism: Chelonoidis abingdonii (Abingdon island giant tortoise)
Lineage: Eukaryota; Metazoa; Chordata; Testudines; Testudinidae
Source: RefSeq, a predicted model, not a curated record
UGCAGGGGUGAUGAAAGCAAAAAAGAGUUGCAGGUGUGUUGAGGUGUGGGCCGGGAUUAUUAAAGAACGGUGGCUAAAAUACAGGCUGAUUUUCAUCAGAGCAGAUGCCGGUGCCCUUCAAAUUAAUCAACUGGCAGGAAAUAAUUUGACAGAGAUAUGGUUAUGGCGGAUGGGUUCAACUGGACCACCAUUGCAAGGGGGAGGCAAAAAUGAUGAAGGAGGGAAAGGUUUUCAGAGUUAUCCAAGAAAACUGCUGGAAUCCAGAGGUUCGGAUUAAAGACAUGAACAAAUCAGGAGUCACUAUACAAGCCCUUUCUACAGUUCCUGUAAUGUUCAACUAUUGGGCCAAACCUGAGGAUACUUCAGAUCUGUGCCAAUUAUUAAAUAAUGACUUAGCUGCUACAGUAAAAAAGUACCCCAAGAGGUUUAUCGGCCUUGGCACAUUACCUAUGCAAGCACCAGACCUGGCUGUGAAGGAAAUGUAUCGCUGUGUGAAUGAGCUUGGUUUUCCUGGAGUACAGAUAGGAUCUCAUAUCAAUGAAUGGGACCUGAAUGCACCAGAAUUGUUUGCUGUCUAUGCUGCAGCUGAAUUAUUAAACUGUUGUCUGUUUGUGCAUCCCUGGGACAUGCAGACAAAUGGAAGGAUGUCCAAGUACUGGCUUCCCUGGCUUGUGGGCAUGCCAGAGGAAACAACCAUUGCCAUUUGCUCCAUGAUUAUGGGAGGAAUUUUUGAAAUGUUUCCUAAACUGAAAGUUUGCUUUGCCCAUGGAGGUGGUGCUUUCCCAUAUACACUAGGGCGUAUUUCCCAUGGAUUCAAUGUGCGCCCUGAUUUGUGUGCAGUAGAUAAUAAAGUAGAUCCAAAGAAAUACCUCGGUUCAUUUUACACGGAUUCACUUGUUCAUGAUCCUCGGGCCCUAAAGCUGCUAAUCGAUGUAAUAGGAGAGGACAAAGUUCUUUUGGGAACAGAUUACCCUUUUCCACUAGGGGAACUAGAACCUGGAAAACUGAUUGAUUCUAUGGAAGAGUUUGAUAGUGGACUAAAGUGUAGAACUCUGUCCCCAACUGACAAGAUUAUUUUCUUUAUCUAGGAUGUCCCAGGUUUCUUGGAUGGUGAAGGGUAGGUUGAAACCUGGGCUUUCAGUAUUGUUGGGUGACUGCCUGGACAACCUCUUUCUAAAAGCAUUUUUAAGUCACUGGAAUGGUAAUGCAUUGCCCUUAUUCUUUCCCCUCUCAUCUGCUCAGGUUUCAGUACACUGGUACUUGUGAAGUCAUAAUCUCACUAGUUCUCUAGUCUUCCAUAGAAUCUUCCAGGGAAAGAAAGACAGAAAAUACCUGAAUUCCUAAUGUAGCUAAGCACUUCCACCCUACUUUACAGACUGAAUCUGAAAGAUGCUGAACACCAGCAAUUCUCAUGGAUAUCAUCUGUUGAACUGCAAAGGAAAAAAAUUGAGCUUGCAUCUGUUUUUGCUUCUUUAUAGUAUAUGAAAAAGUGUGAAAGGUUUGGGAGUCUUUUUAAGGGUAAGGGUUUUUUGUGUUGGGUUUUUUGCUUAUUUUACACAUUAGGUAUUCAGGUCUUAUCUAUCUUAUUUCUCCAAGACGACUCUGUGGAAGAGUACAGAAAUUCAAUGGGAGCUAAGGGUACUUAGCACCUUUUAGUAGACACUCAGCACCUCACAGCACGAGGCCCUUAGAUAGAUACAUUCCAGGGGCUAAAUAAAUAUAGUACGAAGGAAUUUAGGUGCCUAAAAUCCCAGUUUUAGGUGACACUGUGAUCCAAAACAUCUCCACUCAGUUAUUGUCUAACCCUAUAGGUGCCUAAACUCACUAGGUGCCUAAGUUUUUGCAGUAAUUGUUCCCUAGACACCUAUGUUUUUGCCUCUGGGCAUGUGCAGUGCUGCCUCACACCAGGCACCCAAACAUCUAUCUCCCACCUAAACCCCAGGUCAAUCCACGAAGCAUGGGAGGGUAGGCAUUUCUCUGCCAAUCUUGCUGUAGGGUCCAAUCUGGAAGGCAUGCUCAGAGGCUGCCUAACUUCACACAAAAACAUCGGGGUGGGGGGAAGAGAAGGA